Molecule: messenger RNA, 600 nt
Organism: Dufourea novaeangliae
Lineage: Eukaryota; Metazoa; Arthropoda; Insecta; Hymenoptera; Halictidae
Exons: 4
Coding region: 1-534 (177 amino acids)
Source: RefSeq, a predicted model, not a curated record
AUGGAAACAGUGAAAGAGUACCUGGGAUCCAUAAAUCCACAUUGGGUAGCAGUAGUGAUGACAGGCAUGUACACGCAUCUUCGACAAAUUUGCAUAAUUGGUCUAUGCUUCAGUGAAGACAACAUUCCACCUUUCGAUCCGUCAUACGCGUCAGUGAUCUUCACAUUUUCCGUGCUGUGCCUUGUCGCAGAGUACAAGCUCUGGCCUAGAUCGCUCAAGGAGCCACCAAUCCAACUUCUUUAUAUUUACGAAAUGUUGGUGGCGGCUUUGACUACAAAUUUAGCAACACGCGCUAUUUGGGUGCCAUUUAUGCAUGUCAUCUAUUGUUUAACACAGGAAUCGAGUAAAUGGUUACUUUGGCUGAACGGAACGUUGGGCAUGAGUCGUUACUCAAUUAUAACAGAGAUCGCUUAUUGCAUGGCGAAAGACAGUGCUGCGACAGCUAUGGCGUUUUGUAUGUCAAUAUUAUCGUUCGUUUGGAUGCUCGAUGCGACGGACUCUCUGGACACGAUUCUGGAAAAUUGGGCCAAGUAGUGAACCAGUGAUGUUUAUUUUUAAAACAAAGAAGUUCAUUUGGGACGUUCGGGAAGAGUAAAAGGA